UCUCAUACGGAUCAACUGUUCCAGCAUCUUACCUUAACUCAUGUAAGAAGAGACCUACUGGGGACACCAUCAAUCAUUAAAAACCUUUUUGACCAUUUCCAAAUUCCAAUAAAAACUUAUCAAUAACCCACACAUGGAUAUCUCAAAGAAUUCUCUCUAUCAUUUUGGUAUUGUAUCUCUUCUCUUUUCAGGCGUCCUUUAUAUUUGUAUUUGGUCCCCUCCAAAUACUAAUCCAUUGUUACUUUUUCAAGAGUCCGCCUGUUUGCGCUCAACAAGCUUUACUCAUACAACAGAUCUCGUUAUAGAUGAUCUUGAAGCAGUUCUACAGAAAGCUUCAAUGCCCAACAAAACAGUGAUUAUCGCCGUCGUGAAUAAAGCAUAUGUUGAACAAACCGUGGAAGCUGAUACCACUAUGCUUGAUAUAUUCUUGGAAAGUUUCUGGUUAGGGGAGGGCACCAGACAACUACUUGAUCAUCUUCUUAUAGUGGCAGUAGAUCAGACGGCGUAUGAUCGGUGCAUGUUUAAACGAUUGCACUGCUACAGAUUGGUAACGGACGGCGUAGAUUUUGCCAGUGAAAAAGUGUACAUGUCAAGAGAUUUUAUCAAGAUGAUGUGGAGAAGAACUCAGUUUCUAUUGGAUGUUCUUAAACGUGGUUACAACUUCAUCUUCACGGAUACUGAUGUAAUCUGGCUCAGAAACCCUUUUACACGACUAAGCAAAAAGGAAACCGUAGACCUGCAAAUGAGUGUUGAUACUUACAAUGGUGACCCACGAUCACAGGACAAUUUGAUUAAUACAGGCUUCUACUUUGUCAGAUCCAAUAACAAAACAAUCUCUUUAUUUACCACAUGGUAUGGUAUGAAAGACAAUUCAACAGGGAAGAAAGAUCAGGAUGUGUUAUUGGAGCUAAUGACACAGGGUUUGUUUAAGAAAUUGAGGCUGAGAGUUAGGUUUUUACCUACACUUUAUUUCAGUGGGUUUUGUGAAAAUAGCAAAGAUAUUUGGUUAGUCACAACAAUUCAUUCUAAUUGUUGCCGCCAUGUGGAUGCAAAAGUGCAAGAUUUGAAGGCUGUUCUUCGAGAUUGGAAACGAUUCAAGGAGGCCAAAGUUAAGAACCCAAGAAUGGCUCCUAAUCGAACCAUGGUGACUCGGUGGUCAGAACACAUAGCGUGUUUCAAUUCAUGGAAACCACCAAACAAUAAUUUGCGUAAUUAAUUAGAUUGUUUAGUGCAUACCCAGGAUUGCGUUAUUACUGAUUAUAUUUGUUUAUAUUACUGAUCAAACUAGCUUAUAAACUCUAAAAUUAAACUGACAUGUUUGUU
Messenger RNA from Pistacia vera, 1323 nucleotides. RefSeq lists its product as uncharacterized. Bases 134 to 1216 code for a protein of 360 amino acids. The transcript has 3 exons. The record is from RefSeq and is a predicted model, not a curated record. NCBI's taxonomy places the organism in Eukaryota, Viridiplantae, Streptophyta, Magnoliopsida, Sapindales, Anacardiaceae.